This is a messenger RNA of Gossypium raimondii (Peruvian cotton), 1761 nucleotides long. Its product is annotated as AAA-ATPase At3g50940. The transcript is spliced from 2 exons. Gene Ontology annotation, molecular function: ATP hydrolysis activity; ATP binding. NCBI's taxonomy places the organism in Eukaryota, Viridiplantae, Streptophyta, Magnoliopsida, Malvales, Malvaceae. Bases 92 to 1591 code for a protein of 499 amino acids. The record is from RefSeq and is a predicted model, not a curated record.
UAAAAAAAAAAAAACCAUUGAGACCACUCUCAACAUAAAGAAAAAAAAACCCAGAAAAUCAAAGAGAAAAAGAAGACAAAAUUUUCUCACCAUGCUUUCCUGCAAACCAAGCAACCACUCAUCUUCAUCACCAUUCAACAAAUUCCCCAAAUCCUUUUCCACCAUUUUCCCAUCUGCAACAUCAGCUUUCACUACAUACGCUUCAAUAAGUGCUUCAUUAAUGCUUUUACGAUCCAUAUUCAACGAUCUCAUCCCAUACCCACUUCGAAAACACAUAUUCUCAGCUAUCAGUUCUUUAUUCUGUUUCUUCUCCGGCAAACAAACCAUCAUCAUCGACCAAUUCGACGGUAUCGAACCGAACCACGUGUUCAACGCUACCGAGCUUUAUUUAAGCACCAAAGUCAACCCAAAUACCAAAAGACUCAAAGUAAGCAAACGGAUCAAAGACAAAGGGUUAUCAUUUAAGCUUGAUAAAGGUCAAAGAAUCACAGAUUCCUUCAAUGGUGUCGAGCUUAAAUGGCGACAUGUUUGCUACGGAGUGGAGAUAAAAGGUAACGUUACUGAAAAACGAUACUUCAUACUAAGAUUCAAGAAAAAUAAUGGGGAUUUAGUGAUGAAUUCUUAUUUGCCAUUUGUGUUGAAAUCUGCUGAAAUGAUCGAAAAUGAAAUGAGGGUUUUGAAGAUACAUACAUUGGGGAAUGUUCGUUAUGGUUUUAAAUUCAAAUGGGAAUCGAUUAAGCUUGAACACCCAUCGACAUUUGAGACUUUAGCACUUGACCCAGAAUUGAAAACCAUGAUUAUUGAUGAUAUAAACAGGUUUAUUAGAAGGAAAGAGUUUUAUAAAAAAGUGGGUCGAUCAUGGAAGAGGGGUUAUUUGUUGUAUGGACCACCUGGGACUGGUAAAUCAAGCUUGGUUGCUGCUAUGGCUAAUUAUUUGAAGUUUGAUAUUUAUGAUUUGCAGCUUGAGAAUAUAAAAAGUGAUUCGGAUUUGAGGAGAUUGUUGCUUGAUAUCGGGAAUAGAUCGAUUCUUGUGAUUGAAGAUAUUGAUUGUACUGUUAAUUUGCCUGAUCGUGGACAUAGGCGUAAUGGUCAAGACAAACAGUUGACGCUUUCGGGGCUAUUGAACUUUGUCGACGGUCUAUGGUCGAGUUGCGGAGACGAGAGGAUCAUCGUGCUAACGACGAACCACAAGCAUAGGCUCGAUCCGGCUUUGUUACGUCCCGGAAGGAUGGACUUGCACAUUCACUUGUCAUAUUGCGGUAUGCGUGCUUUCACGGUUUUGGCUGCGAAUUACUUGGGGAUCAAAGGCGAGCACCGGCUUUUCGGGGAAAUCGAGGUGUUGUUGGGAGCUACCAAGGUCACCCCUGCACAAGUUGCUGAAGAGUUAAUGAAAGAUGAAGAUGUUGAUGUUGCGGUUGAAGGGUUUUUGAGUUUCCUAAAACAGAGGAAAAUGGAAGAGGACAAACUCGAGAAGGACGAGGCCUUGAAGAAAGCCGAGGUUAAAGAAUCUCGAGAACUGAAAAUCGAACACAAGUAUCUCAAGAAGGACGAAGCCUCGAAGAAAGCCGAGGUUAAAGAAUCCCAAGAAUGAAUUGAAAAUCGAACACAAAUAUCUCAAGAAAGACGAAGCAUCGAAGAAAUCCAAAAUUUAAAAAUAUCAAAAAUCAAACACUAAUAUGUCAAGAAAAACCAUACACCAUGUUUUUAUUAUGUUACUCAUUCAGCCUAAAUGAAUGACUAAUAUGUCUAUAUUAUACGUAA